This is a messenger RNA of Aspergillus terreus NIH2624, 1230 nucleotides long. RefSeq lists its product as uncharacterized. The transcript is spliced from 2 exons. The record is from RefSeq and is a predicted model, not a curated record. Bases 1 to 1230 code for a protein of 409 amino acids. NCBI's taxonomy places the organism in Eukaryota, Fungi, Ascomycota, Eurotiomycetes, Eurotiales, Aspergillaceae.
AUGUCCUACAGUCAAAACACCCGCUCCGUCGGGAGUUCCUCUUCCACCCACAGCGACGCCUCCGACCGCUCCAAAAGCACCAUCCCCACCGUCUACAGCGAUCGCCCGACAUCCAAGCGACGAGACGACUACACCCCCGAUCUCCGCGAUAUCACGCCGACAGAUUCGGUCUCGACCUACGCCUCCACCAUCCCCUCCACCGACGACCUCGCCGACGAGCCACCACCCCUCUAUGAAGUCGACGACCGUCGCAUCGAUGUCUACCCCACCGAUGUCCUCCCCUCCACCCCAUCCACCUUUGGCAAGCUCUUCCCCUCCUCCCGUCGCCUCCUCAUCCGCCACGACGAUGCCACCCUCGACGGCAACAUGAACCUGCGCGUCGACACCUCCGUCACCCAGCGCGCCGGCCACCAGCAGGACGUCACCCUCUUCCACCUGCGCAUGCACGACCUGUUCUCCCGGAAGUUCUCCUUCCGCCGGUACUGCCGCGACUCCGGCCGUGAGGUGUGCCACUCCGAACGCCGCUCCCUGCCCACCGCUGCCGAGAAGCACCCUGUCCUGCGCCGGUCGUGGUCCAGCGUCCUCGCCAGCCUGCGGCCCGGCAACGGGCCGGCCCCGGGCACUGCUCUCGAGCACAAGCGCCACGACUCCGGGUAUCGAUCGGGGACGGACGACGCGGGCGUCGACGAGGACGGCGGCGGCGGCGGCGGCGACGGCGGCAGGGUGCCCCGCGAUGGCGGCCCGCCGUCUGUCACCCUGGGCGAUAGCAUCCGCAUGGAGUUCUCAAACUAUGCGCACGUCGAGCUCAAGCGCCGCGGGCAGCGCUAUGAAUAUGAGUACUGGGCGACCAAGUACCAGUGGCGACGGCAGUGUCGGAAGGAGGGCGAUCUGCGCACCGUCUCGUAUCAUCUCAUCAACACUCGCACCAACAAACAGGUCGCGCACAUGAUGCCCGAAAUCCUCACGCCGCUCGAGGCCGCCGACGAGGAGAAGAAGGGCGGGUGGGUGCCGCCGUCAUCGCUGUGGAUCAACGAUCCGUCCGUGUAUCAGAAGAUGCCUGAUGUCGCCGAUGUGAUCGUCGCCACGGGCUUGGUGGUGUUGGUCGACGACUGCAUCCGUCAGAAAUGGCACGCGCACAAGCCGGCCUCGUUCUCGCUGGCGAGGAGUAUCGAGCUGAUGGGUCCGCGACGCCUCAUCGAUGAGGUGUUCCUUCGGCGCGGGUCGGCCUGA